Molecule: messenger RNA, 810 nt
Organism: Glycine soja
Lineage: Eukaryota; Viridiplantae; Streptophyta; Magnoliopsida; Fabales; Fabaceae
Product: histone H1-like
Exons: 2
Coding region: 75-647 (190 amino acids)
Biological process (GO): nucleosome assembly; chromosome condensation; negative regulation of DNA recombination
Cellular component (GO): nucleosome; nucleus
Molecular function (GO): structural constituent of chromatin; nucleosomal DNA binding; double-stranded DNA binding
Source: RefSeq, a predicted model, not a curated record
CCCCCUCAUCCACAUCUGUCUCUCAUCUUUCAAUUUCAAUCAACGGUUAUACCCUUUUCUAUUUGAGCAUCAUCAUGUCCACCGCAGCGCAGCCCAAGGCCAAGAAAACGGCGUCGUCCAAGAAGCCCCUCUCCCAUCCUACCUUCGCCGUGAUGAUAGCGGAGGCGAUAGCGAGUCUGAAGGAGAGAACCGGUUCGAGCCAAUACGCGAUAACCAAAUUCAUCGAAGGCAAGCACAAGGAGUUGCCUCCAACCUACAAGAAGCUUGUUCUCGUUCAUCUCAAGAAGUCUGUUGCUGCUGGCAAGCUCGUUAAGGUCAAAAACUCUUUCAAGCUCGCACCGACUAAGUCUGCUCCUGUUAAAGCCGCUGCUGCUCCCAAGAAGCCCACCAAAGCUGCGGCUAAGCCCGCCGCCAAGCCCGCUUCCAAGCCCAAAGCUGCUGCACCUAAGAAGAAGGCUGUUGCCAAGCCCAAGGCCAAAGCUGCGGCCACCAAGCCCAAGGCCAAGCCCGCUAAGGCCGCGCCGAAGAAGGUCGCCGAUAAGCCUGCGAAGAAGACUCCCGUAAAGGCCGUGAAGAAGCCCAAGAGCGUCGUGAAGAAACCUAAAAGCGUGAAAUCUCCAGCGAAAAAGGCCAAGGCUAAGAAGUGAGGGAUUGGAGUGGGUUUUAGUUUGGCGUUAUAGUGUUUAUGUAUUUCGGGUUGAAUCGUAGUAUAGGUGGAUAUAUUUUUAGAAGAGUAUUGAUGUAAAUUCCUUUGCUAGAAAUUUUAACAAGUGUUCUUCUUUUGCAUUGAAUACAGUUUCGUUUUCUUCA